Thrips palmi is the source of this 2950-nucleotide messenger RNA. It is a transcript of the gene REPTOR-BP, whose product is annotated as REPTOR-binding partner. The record is from RefSeq and is a predicted model, not a curated record. Gene Ontology annotation, cellular component: nucleus. Lineage: Eukaryota; Metazoa; Arthropoda; Insecta; Thysanoptera; Thripidae. The transcript has 4 exons. Gene Ontology annotation, biological process: regulation of DNA-templated transcription. Bases 107 to 466 code for a protein of 119 amino acids. Gene Ontology annotation, molecular function: DNA-binding transcription factor activity.
AGCCAGACGAGGUAGGACUACUGUGAAGAACAAGUAAACAAAAUAAACAGGAGUUAUCAAAACAAACACAUCUUACUGCUAGAUUUUCUCCGUAAUCCUCGUCUACAUGAUGGAAUUUGAGGAAAUGAUGAUCGGUGGUGGAAACGACGGUGACGAGGAUGGAUCUCGCGAAAGAAAAGAGGGAGGCAAAAGGGGACGCAAACCGGGAAGGAAGGCCUCGGAAAAGUCCGAUGUUAAAGCCAAGUUAGAGCGAAGUCGGCAAAGUGCUCGUGAAUGCCGUGCAAGAAAGAAGUUACGUUAUCAGUACCUGGAAGAGCUGGUUGCAGACAGGGAGAAGGCAGUGCUGGCACUGCGCCUCGAGAUUGAAAAGUACAAGGUUUGGUGCAAGGAGCUAGAUGAUGGACGGAUACCAGACGGCUUCCAAGAGUUGCUGGAGGAAGUGGGCGCUCUAAAACAAGAGAAGUAAAUAAAACACAAUUAUUCCUGUUACUCAUUGUCAAACUCAAGCUCUAAUUAUGAUCGUUUUCAUUAAUAUUAUAAAUACCAUUGCUGUUAUUAUCCAGUGUGAAUUAUAUUUUAUUGUUGUGCUUGCACUUGUCUGGCCACAGGUCUCAAAAUUUUAUAUCAAAAAUGCCAGUGGGAAUUUAAGUUAUGUAUGUAACAUUCCAACCCUUUCAAAUCUGUUUAUUCUAAGACUGUUACAUAAUGUUUUCUUUCUUUGAAAUAGCCUUACUGAAGCCUAACUGCCUUUCUUUACAAAUGAUUUUUUGAUCUGUGGCCUCAGAAAUGCUAGAGUGUGUCAUAACAUUGUUCAAACUCAUCUGCCUCGCCUGAAGGCCUCAAGAUGUGGUUUGUGUCGUUGUCUAAGCCAUUAAGUUUAAAUUGGACAAGAAUAGUUUUUGAUGUGUGUUUUAAACUUUUUUUUCUUCAUUUAGGUCUUUGCUUGAGCAAAGUUAUACCAAAUAUUUUUAGACUAUUGUGAUUUCAUUCAUCUUGUCAAGUUGUUUGUUAAUGUAUUGGGUGUUCAUGUACUGAUUAUAGUGGUUGGUUGUAGGAAUAUAAAUUUGAUUGUAGAUCACAUUUGAUGAGUUUCUUAUGUUAAUUUGCAUCGAAAUGCACAGAUUAAGUCCUUUUUUUAAAGCUGUUAACUCAAGUAUUUUCUAAUGCAUAGUGUGCAUUAGUAAUUCACUUUUAGGCCCCAGAAGCAGCAUUAUGGUUUAUGGGGUUUUAUUUAUUGACACCACCAUUUAGUUGAGCUCUCUGAGCUUGAAGUUACUAGACCAAGCUUUUGUUUUAUUAUGUUUUAUUUGUAUCAAUGACUUCCUUUCCAAAUGUAAAUUUAUCUUUAUUUUCAUAAUUUGGCUGAAGUUAAGUCUCAAACCUGGUCGUGUGUACACUAAUCAUAGAAAUAUUUUUCUAGUAGAUUCUCUCAUUUUGGGUGAUGAGAACCUUAAAUACAACUGUUGUUGAUAUUUUGUAGAAUACUUCCUUUAAUGUUCGCACAUCAACUGUGUAUGCAUUUUCUCUACAAUUACAGAUUCUGUUGUGGUGUAUGUUAAUCUGUGUGGCUGUGAAUACUGAUGUGCUCCUAAGUGUAAUCAGUAUACCUGUCACCAAGAUGUCAAUUAAUUUUAAACAUAAAAAUUAUCCGAGUUGUCCUCUUUAUCAAAAUUACUCUCCUACACAUGUUGUUUUAUUUCAAUGAGACAACUGCUGGGCUCUUACUUUCAUUAGGUACCUUUUAGAAUUUUUAAAGCCAUUCUAGCUGGGUUUAUGGAUUUUUAUUUUACAUUGCUUGUGGAAGCUACAUUGUUUUGUGAACUUUAUUGUCUCCAUCUGUGCUCUAUGUCAGUACUUUCCCUGAAGGUAUUUGUAGAGGUAUGUGGGGGAGUGCAAGCGAGGGUGAACUCAGUACAGAAUUGAGCCUGAAAAGGCUUCAGAAGCUUCCAUUGUGUCUCUCUUGUAGCCUUUAUUUUGUGUUUACUUGUCUUUUCAUGAAGUUGUUCAAUGCAUGGCUGUGGACUAAGGCUUUGGAAUGAAAGAUUAUGCGGGUAAUAGUGAUUAUCGUAGUAUAAGAACUUUAGUGUUGUAAGGAAUGGUGGUACUGUUAAAUUAAACAACUAUGAUUUAUGCAUCUUAAUCAAGGUUCUGUUAAUGGUUUUGAAUGUUCCGACCAGUGGCUAUCAAUUCCUUUGCCAUUUGUGAUUUACCAAAAUUGUUGGUUUCUUUGUACUUAUUAAUAAUAAGUUCAGUAACAUUGACUAUUGGUUUGUACUACCACAGUAUUAAAGUCACUAAGCUACCCAAGGCUUAAUUCCUCCUGGAUGUCAUUCUGUAUUUAACCUCCUUUCCUUCUCUCUGUUGCUUAUAGCUUGGAAGCACAAACCUAUCCGUGCCAUGAGCGCUUUUGAAACAAUCAAAAUUGGUUUCCAUCUAUUUGAUGAAAAUAUUGUUAUCUCUUUAUAAAAUUUUAUUCUCUUCUCUAAUAGCAGCUUUGUUCAGUUUUCUUUCAUUGAUAGCCUUUAUCAAUUGUAGCAGGUGUUGUUUUUGUUUAUUUUGUAAUGAGAAGGACAAAAUUUAUCCGUCGGAUGUACCUGCCAUGUUGAACCUAUCUGUUAAAUUUUCUUUCUGUAAUCAACUAAGAAACAAAUGACUCAAGGAGCAUUUAAUGCACGCUUCAUUUAUUUUGUUGCAUUGUCUAAAGGAAUGGACGGUAUGUAUUUAAAUUUGGAUCAUUUUAAGCUUCUUACUAGCAAACCUCUUCUGCUUUGAAUUUGUUGCCAGACUCUGUAACUAUGUAGUCCAUGGUGUAUGUAUAAGAGCAGCCAUAGUUCUGUACAAGUGUUAGAAUAUGAGUUUCAUUCCCUGUGUGUUGUUUCUUUAUGUGUUGGGGAAAGAUGUCUAUUUAUUUUGACAUGAGUUACAGAAAUAAAAUUAUUUAUGAUUAUUA